GGUGUUCUGCUAGGCCGGCCUCUCCACGCCCAGGGGGACUGGACUGGUUUCUGCUCCUCAGAGAGUUUGCCCAGAGACUCUGAGGAAGAAAUCAGUCACCUCAGGCCUCUCCAUCCUAGAGACGGCAGAAGGACAAACGUCUCCUGCUGGCACAAGAAAUCCUAACUCUCAAAGUGAUGACAUUUAAGUCAUUAGUCAUGCAAGUGGAGCCCUGUGGGAUUAAGAGGUGACAGGAGAGCUUGCUGUCAUUCUCUGCUCCCCACUGUGUGAGGAUACAACAGGAAGACAGCCAUCUGGUGAGGAAGAGAGGGCCGUCGCCAGAUACCGGACCUGCUGAUACCUUAAUCUUGGACUUUCCAGCCUCCAGGACGGCCUGCCCUCAGUUGUUCCAGGGUAAAGAAUUGGGGCAGUGCCCACACCCACGCUGUUGGACAUUUCUUCACCAUACCAGUGACGGUGUUUGUGUCCAUGCCCAGCUUCCUGCCUGUUACUCUCCACAAUGUGCCAAGAAUGCCCCUGACUUGUAGCCCUGUGCGCCUUCUUUUGCUUCUACUGUUGCUACUAACAGCCUUGGAGAUCAUGGUUGGUGCUCACUCUCUUUGCUUCAACUUCACUAUAAAAUCAUGGUCCAGACCUGGACAGCCCUGGUGUGAAGCACAGGUCUUCAUGAAUAAAAAUCUUUUCCUUCAGUACGACAGUGACAGCAACAUGGUCAAGCCUCUGGGUCUCCUGGGGAAGAAGGUAAAUGCCACCAGCACAUGGGGAGAAUUGACCCAAACACUGAGAGAAGUGGGCCGAGACCUCAGGAUGCUCCUUCUUGACGUCAAACCCCAGAUAAAGACCAGUGGUCCUUCCACUCUGCAGGUCGAGAUGCUUUGUCAACGUGAAGCAGAACGAUGCACUGGUGCAUCCUGGCAGUUCAGCAUCAAUGGAGAGAAAUGCCUCCUCUUUGACGCAAUGAACAUGACCUGGACAGUAAUUAAUCAUGAAGCCUGCAAGAUCAAGGAGACAUGGAAGAAAGACAGAGGGCUGGAAAAGUAUUUCAGGAAGCUGUCAGUGGGAGACUGUGAUCACUGGCUCAGGGAAUUCUCAGGGCACUGGGAGGCGAUGCCAGAACCGACAGGUAACUGAGCCGGGAGGGAGAAUGAGGCAGCUCCUUUGAAUUAAAAAGCCUUCCC
This is a messenger RNA of Chlorocebus sabaeus (green monkey), 1178 nucleotides long. NCBI's taxonomy places the organism in Eukaryota, Metazoa, Chordata, Mammalia, Primates, Cercopithecidae. The record is from RefSeq and is a predicted model, not a curated record.